GCGCGACGGUCGUUCUCAAAGAGCCGGCGGUCACAGUCGCGUGACGACGAGGGCUCACAGGAGCCGCGGUCGUCGAUGCAUUCAGUGGGCCGUGGUGGCGCUGGCAACAUCCAGCCUGGCUCGCCCGAGGAGGCGGAGGCGAUCGACCAGCGUGACAAUGAGGAGAUGGAGCGUGCGCUUGCUGAGCACCCUGAUGGAAUGCACUCGACCGGACGAGGCGGUGUUGCGAACAUCACUCCGCUGUCUCCUGGACCUGACUCUGCACCCCACGAGCACGAGCACGGCGCCGCAGAGCACACUGGGCGUGGCGGUGCCGGCAACAUCUUCCGCACGCGGUCGCGCAGCGAGUCGAAGAAGCGCUCGAGCUCACGCGGACGCACUGGCCUUGGCCAGAUGUGGCAGCGCGUGCGGUCGAAGUCGCGGGCACCAAGGGAGCACGAGGGUAUCGCGCUGGACACGCAGCUGCAGGACAUGACGAUCUCGGAGGCGAACACCUCGCGCGAAAGCAUGCAAGCGCCGCAAAGUUCACAGGCGGGCGCGAGCGGGGACCCGCCUCAGGGCGGGCAAGAAUGACUCGCGGCGCCCACGGCUGCGACGGCGUGUGCGGCUGAGUCAGUGCGUGUGUACGCGAUGUUUGUACGUGAUUGCGGCACCAAAUAUAUCUCGUUGAGACUGCGGA
Molecule: messenger RNA, 679 nt
Organism: Postia placenta MAD-698-R-SB12
Lineage: Eukaryota; Fungi; Basidiomycota; Agaricomycetes; Polyporales; Adustoporiaceae
Exons: 2
Coding region: 76-573 (165 amino acids)
Source: RefSeq, a predicted model, not a curated record